GGUAGUAAUUUCAGAAACCCAGCUGGCGCAGUCGGUAUUGGAGUACCUGCCCCACAUCCAACCCCCAAGUGUCCAAUGUCUGGAAAUCAAGGACUGUCGGUCAGCGAUAUCAAUUUCAGCAGAUUAUUUGCCCUCUUCAUUACAAUAUCUGAGAAUAUCUGACUGUUCAAAAUUAACAUUCUUAGAUCAACUGCAACACAAGUCUCUAAGGGAGAUAUAUGUAGAGGGUUGUGAUUCACUGAAGUUGCUUCCAUUGGGGGACUUUCCAAAUCUCAAGAAACUCGUGAUCAGUAAAUGCCAAAGCAUGGAAUGUGUUGUGGUGCCACAGGCUAUUCCAAGUCUCCAAUAUUUAAGCAUCUCAGAGUGUCCCAGUUUAGUAUCCUUGCCGGCGCUAACGUUGACUGUUCCCCAGCUAGAGGAGCUGCAUAUAUGUGAUUGCCCAGAAGUCGAUUGCUUUGCUGAGGAGUUCCUCCCACCAAGUUUGAAAAAACUUGAAGUCACUAAGUGCCAAAAACUAGCAAGUUGGAUAACAUCAAAGGGUUUGCAGAGUGAAGGCCUUACCCAUCUUUGGCUUGGUCCAUGCUUUGAUGUAAAAUCAUUCCCAAGAGAUGGUUGCCUUCCUGCUUCUCUUCAGGCUCUAAUAUUGUCGAACUUUCCAAAUCUGGAGACGCUUGACUGCAAGGGGCUUCACCAUCUUACCUCCCUCAAAAGUUUAGCAAUUACAGACUGUGAAAAGCUUGAGAAUAUCACAGAACAACAUUUGCUUGCCUCCAUAGAACAUAUCUACAUAGGGGAAGAAUGUCCUUUGAGGUGGAAGCUAGAAGAGAUGGAAGACCCACGGAUUUAAUUCGUUACAGAUAUUCAAAGCAGCUUAUGUGCCCAUACAGUGGGAAGAGCACUAUGUAGGGACUGAAAUUGACCCUAGAACACAGAGCUUUCUGACAUGGGAAAGUUUGGAAUCAGUUCGAUCAAUCUGGGUUGGCUUAAAAGGGCCAAUGGCCAACGCCAUUGGUAAAGGGCAUCAUUCAUGGUAUGCAAAUUUUGUCCCUGCUAUAGCCUUCUUAGCUGCAAAAACACAGAAGGAGAGUAUAGUGGGCCUGAAUAUCAGGUUGUGAGAAGUGUGGUAGAAAGUCUCAAACGCCAAGGAAGUUGUCAUUGACAAUUGCUGCAUGAUGAUAUAUUUGUGAACUUGGAUUUAGGGUGCAACUGUAUUUGGAAAUUCAUUUUGAGUAUUGAAAAUGGAAUUACUCUCGUUCAUUUUUAUAAUCUACAGCUUGUGAAAAAUCCUGCUCUUUUUGCUGUCUAGUGAUGUCAAACCUUUAUGGUAACAUUAUUAGUGACCUUUGUGCUGGCUUGGUUGGGGGUUUGGGUUUGACAGCAAGCUACAAGAUUGGUGAGGGAGGUAUUGCACUAGCUGAGGCUGUACAUGGUUCAGCACCUGAUAUUGCUGGAAAGAAUUUGGCAAAUCCAACUGCUUUACUGCUGAGUUGUGUUUCAAUAUUGCGCCAUUUGAAUCUCCAUGACAAAGCGGACCAAAUUCAAAAUGCCAUCCUCAACACAAUUGCAGAAGGGAAGUACCGAACUGCUGAUCUUGGAGGCAAAGCAAGGACAACCGAGUUCACCAAUGCAAUUAUUGAUCAUCUCUAAAUUAUGCUCUUGAGUAGGCAAGGAAUUGCUGCUAAUUUUGUUUUCUGUUAAUUUCCUAUUUAUUUUUCCUGGGCUUUUUUCGAGGAGUAGGAUUACCUCAGCAGUCAGCAUAAUGGGAAAACUCAUCUAAUGGUGUGACCUUACAACCACAAUGCACGGGCAAGCCUUAAAAUAUUCACUGCCCAUGCAGUGUUAUGGCUUUUUGAGGGUUGGAGUCUUUUACACUUCUAAAAUGCUUUUGAUUGAUAACCCUCUUUAUUCUAUUUUACAAUUCUUUGUCAAUAAUACAGUUAAAUAAAUGAAGUACCAUACGCAUGUUUCAUUCA
Arachis ipaensis is the source of this 1973-nucleotide messenger RNA. The record is from RefSeq and is a predicted model, not a curated record. Lineage: Eukaryota; Viridiplantae; Streptophyta; Magnoliopsida; Fabales; Fabaceae.